Molecule: messenger RNA, 1435 nt
Organism: Drosophila albomicans
Lineage: Eukaryota; Metazoa; Arthropoda; Insecta; Diptera; Drosophilidae
Exons: 1
Coding region: 157-1308 (383 amino acids)
Source: RefSeq, a predicted model, not a curated record
UCGAAAUUGUUUUGUUCGGCUUGUCUUGAUGUAGAAUCUCAAAAAACAAAUCUUUUCACAAAAUUUCAAAUUACUUUAGACGUUUUAUCAUAAAUAACAAAACAAAAAUUAAAAAAAAAAUCAAAUACAAGAAUAUUAAUCCAGUUGAAUGUGAAGAUGCAGGCGCAUCAUGCCAUGCCAGAUUUCCGAUGCCGGAAUAACUGCCAUCACAAGGAAUGUCAGCGUCAUGCGCCUCUCGGCAUCAUCGAUCAGCAUACGCAAUGCAAGUGCCUGGGCGAGGUGAAUGCCUCAUCGAUAUUCCUGGAGAAUGUACUUGACUUGGCCAACACAUUGGCCCAGAUUAUGAUCAUCUGUGGAUUGCACGAGUGCAAAGCCAAGUCUACCGUCGACAUUAUAACCUACGCCUUUUUGCACUACGAUCAGGUUUGCUAUUGCAUCGACACGGUGCCCAAGAAGCGUUUGCGCAAAGAGGAUUUGUUUCACGAGCUGGGCAAAAAGUCGCUGAUGAACAAGGUCGAAGCACAUCUGGCCUAUAGUAUCAUCAAACGUGGCUUCAAGGCCUUCUACUACGAGCCCAAGGAGGAGCUGACCUACGAUGAUCAGGGCAGGCCCAGCUACAAUGAUGAAUGUGUCUGGGUGCAUGCGGCCCGCAAGUCAGCCGAAAGUUUUGCUCGCUUUGAUGGACUCUCGUGCAGCGAACAGAUGGCCUACGAGGCCAAGAUUAAGGUGGCAUUCAAGAAGUACUACGAUCGCAUGCAGACGCGUAAACGUCAGCCAGAGGGCGAUGAUUGCAACUGUUGUUUCUGUGCCAAGAAGCGCGGACAUUUGGUCUAUGCCAAGGAGCCGGUGCCUUGCAGCACCAAACGCAAGCCGAAGCACGUCUGCCCCUAUUGUUGCAAGAAGAAACAGAAACAACAGUACACUCAUCCAGCCCGCCAACAGCCCAAGUGUCCCAAGUGCCAUAAGGCACGCAAAUUCUGCUGUUGCGCCAAAAUGGACUUCAAUCUGCAGUGGGUCAAGAGCAUCUGGGACCGACCCGAUUUCAAUCAGUAUUACAAGAACGAAAUUGCCGAGAUCGAAGAACGUUUGGUCAAAGGUUCGUGCUGGUUGCCACCCGAACCGCUGGCAGCGGAUGGUGCCGAUGGCGAAGAAGUCGAAGAGGAGGAAUUUGUGCCUGCGGAUACUCAACUGGCCUUGGCUGGCAAGAGUGCGGCCGCAUUGCCGCAGGACGAAGAGGAAGUGCCCGAGAUGCCAGCCACAGAAACUGUCGGCGAUGGUCAAGAUGAGGUGAAACCCGCAGAGGAUUAAAGUUCAAAGGCGUCAGUGAAAAAGUACAGCAAAAUUAUAGUUCACAAAUUUUAAAAGACAUCAUCAAGGUCAUCGUUAAAAUUGUAAUAAAAUUUAUAAUAAAGGCAAGAUUUUAAACAACAAAUAA